Molecule: messenger RNA, 3263 nt
Organism: Diprion similis
Lineage: Eukaryota; Metazoa; Arthropoda; Insecta; Hymenoptera; Diprionidae
Exons: 4
Coding region: 61-2172 (703 amino acids)
Source: RefSeq, a predicted model, not a curated record
GUUUAUCAACAAUCGGUUACCGCAAUACAAACACAAAUACGCCGGUAAAAGUGUACGAAAAUGUCAGAUAAAAAAAAUCAGAAGCCAAAAAAGUUACGGAAACGGAGUCAGGAUAAUUCUAGCACCAGCAGCAACAGCUCAGAAAGUACUUCCUCCGUGUCUUCGGACGACGAAAGCAAUGCUCAGAACUUGAAACCGAUUAAGGAUUACUUGAUAGAUCGAAGAGAACUUGCUCGUCAAUUAUUCAUCGCCGUCAAGGGGGACAAGCUUCGCAUGAUGCUCCCGCAAGUUUUGAAAAAAAUGGAACAGACCGAACUCGAAGAAUGGUGCGCCAACGAGCUGAGCGGUAUGUCCAAAGCGCGUAUCUUGUCCAUACUAAACGGCCAGCCUUUGCUCCAGUCCUCGGAUUCUAACGACACCGAUGAUUCUGGUCCUUCUUUGGAGAUAAUAUCCGACACUGAGGAAUGGGGAGAUGCGUCAGAUGUAGACGCAGUGCCUAGAGAAGAGGUGCAGGCACCGAAGAAGGGGGUCGGGUCCAAGAAAGACAAGCCAAAGUCAAAAAUGCGUUCGGAAAAGACGAGCAAAGAGAAAGCUAAACCCAGAGGCACGCAAAAGUGUAAAGUGAAAAUGGAAGGUGACCCCAAGCCGCAUAAAUCUGGGGAGGAGGUAAUCGUAAAGAAGGAAACUGAGUCCGAACAGUCCAAGGAAAAAGACGGGGAGAGUUUGCUUGAUCUUUUGGAACUGGAAAUGAGAGCUCGAGCUAUCAGAGCGUUGAUACGCAAAGAGGAAGACAUAAUUCCGACUCAUUCUACCACCGUUAUGACUACCCAGAGCAGCGUUUCGAAUUCAGGUUCAAGCUUGGCUGUGAAUUCCAAAGCAAGAGCCAGGGAUCGGAAUCUGAGCUUGAAGGUAGUCGAGGACAAGCUGCAGGAACUGGACACCAUGAUGUCUGGACAAACGAAUCAAGAAAUACCUGUCGAGGAAGAUGUUGUGCUAGUUCUUCAGCCGACUACUACCAUCGAAUUGCUGUCCAGCGAAAGCGACGGCGAAGGCGGUCAGGGAAAGCGCAGGAACCAGAGACUGGUGAACGAACGUGUACCGAAGAACGGCGCUGCCAGUUCUAAGGAGAAAAACGGUGCAGUGGAGAGCAGAAAACUGAGCGAAAGCCAGAAUCCUGUUGCAAGAGAGAAGAGCACGGCAUCGACCGAGCAAAAGGGCUCCAGCCCUGUAGCUGGAGUAGUAGAAAUUGUGGGAAAAGCGAACGACGGGAAUGCGGAGAUAUCGGUAGAAACGCCCGCGAAAAAGGUUAGCACAGAGUUGGAGACUUUCAGGAAGUUUAAAAGAAAGACGAAGGACAAUUCAGCGACGAUUGAGAGAAAUAAUCCUGUUUCGGAGACGCAAUCGUCGGAUAAAAAUGACGAUAGCGUUGCUUCCGGGGUCAAAGAAGAGACCCAGAAAGACGCGAAGGUGCCGGAAAGCUCGAGGCCUGAAAUCCAGCAGAAACGGAUGGAAGAGACCGCGGAAAUUCCGGUGACCGAGAAAACGGAGCGGAAACAGGAAGCCGUGAAUCCGCGCGAGAUCGACGAGGACAAGUCGACCGAUUUGGAGAUAGUAAUAGACCUCGACGACUAUCCGGACGACAUGGAGGAGCCGGAGCCCGGUGAGAUUCGGAAUCCCGUGCAGGUCGAGGAAAAGAAACCCGAGUCUCCGAAGGAGGAAGCAAAGAGCGAUUCCAACGCCGCGGAAACUUGGGCGACGCGUUAUUACCAAACUGAGGACGUCCAGAGCGUGAUAAAGGAGUCGAAGAUCCAGUCCGAGAUCAGGAAAAGGCUCAGAGAAAGGCAGCGACUCGCUAGGCUGAACAAUUCCCCGGGUCUGAACACUGCGCAAAAUGCGCCAAACGCCUCUGUCGUGGAGAAGAGCGGCCCUGAAAAGAGCGAGAGUCCGACUACCGGGUCUGUCGAAGAAUAUCUCGCCCUGAAACACGUUGAAACGGUGGCUCCUCGCACAGAGUCCGCGAAGAGUAAUGAGGUUGACAAAUCGGUGGAGGAUCACAUUCCCGCCGGUCGAACUGACGCUGAGAGUAUUGUUUUAGCGACGACUGAGCCAUCGGCUUCGAGUCAAGUUGAUAGGAAAUUAGAUAGCAGAACUGAAGUUAGCGAAAACCAUUGACAGUGUAGAUUUAAUAUGUCGUGAUGUACUUGAAGUUUCGAAAGAUCGAGCUUGAUCGAAAAAUCUUUCAAUGGCAAACGAAAUUGUGGAUCAGUGCAAUAGUUGGACACAGGAUUCGGAAAUUGGAUUUCUGAUCAAACUUGAUCGAUCGGAACUUUUGGUUCAAUAUUCACGUAUUAACUUAUAAUUUGUUGCACUCUGCAAUGUGUAACGUGUACAAAAUUUUAUAUCUCACAACGUUGUUGUGUUCAAUUGUCGUGUUACGGCAAUUUUUUUAUUCCAAUGUCUGAAAUUCUUGAAUCGAAAUCGGAAUUGAAAUUUCAUUUUUCUCAAAUCUCCGAAAUUCCUUGUAAACAACCUGAAGAUAUUGCAUCUGAAAAAUUCCCUCACUCCAGCAACAGCUUCCGAAUACUCGUUCUUGUUCGUGAAAAAUUUUAUGGACCACUUGUCACUGGCUAAUCCCAGUGAUUUUUUUAUCACAUAAAUUAUUGAGACGAAUUUCCGAAAACUCAAUUAGGAGGAAUCGUCGUUCGAAUUCGAAUUGACAAUUAUGUAAACUAUCUUAAUUUGCCUUUUCAAACGACGAUCAAAAUGCGAAUUUGGAAAUUCGAGUUGUUUUGAUUGCUGUAAUUACUUUCCCGUAUUCCUGUAAUGAUUAACGAGCCAAAUUUCUCCGAACCUGAGGUUUCGCGAAUUCCAUCUACCUGUGUGAUUCGUGGUUUGUAGAAUCUCUGCGUAUGUACACACGUUACAUGAUAUAUAUGCUUGGUAUAAGCGGUGAGUAUCUACCGAACUGUAAUUAAUUCGUGUGAUAAUUACAGCGGAGCUUCGGAGUUGCUAAACGUAUGUGUGUGUGUGUGUGUGUGUAUGGACGUAUUGUGUCUACUCACCCGAUUGUUUAUCUGAUAAUUAUACAGAUAUAUUCAUUAAUAACAAACCUGGGCGUGUGUAGAUAUAUACCUAGAAUAUGCCUCACGCAUAAUCAUCGGUGUAAUUGAUUACCAAGCUACGCCUUCAGAAAGGGCUUCAUAGUAUCCCUUCAGCUAUAAACUCUUUAGAGGCAUCAGUUACAUAGUCGUAAUAAAUAUGUA